CCAGCGGCCGUGUCUUUGUAUGAGGUUUGGGCAUAUUUAUAUCUGUUCUGCUUCUCUAAUCUCCGCCCUUUCCAGACUCUCUCUUGUUCUAUAUAUACUCUAAUUCUGUUCAUCGUUAACGAUGUCUCCUCGCGUUUGGUUUAUCACCGGGUGCUCAACUGGUUUUGGCCGAGAGCUCGUACUUCAAGCCCUGAAGAGAGGCGACAAGGUCAUUGCGACAGCCCGCAAUGUUUCCAAGCUGGCAGACCUCGAGGCCGAAGGAGCGAAGAUCUUGCCCCUCGAUGUUACGGCAGAUUUGGGAUCUUUGAAGCAAUCUGCGGCUACGGCGUAUGCCGUUUAUGACAGAAUCGAUAUCUUGGUUAACAACGCCGGGUACCUUUGCUCAGGAUCUAUUGAAGAGACAAGCCCAGAAGAGACGUACUCUCAAUUCAACGCCAACGUCUUCGGUCUCCUCAAUAUCAAUAGAGCAUUCCUGCCUUACCUACGGGCCCAGAAAUCCGGAGUCAUUGCAAACUUCUCCAGCAUUGGCGCCUGGACAGGUCCUGCUGGAGUAGGUAUAUACUGCGCAUCGAAAUGGGCAGUCGCUGGAAUCUCAGAGGCUAUGAGCAGUGAACUUGCCGAAUUCGGAAUAAGGACCAUCAGCAUCGAACCUGGAUUUUUCAGAUCCAAGCUUCUGGACGGAGGCAAUCGAUCUGUUAUCCAGAACUACAUUGCAGACUAUGAUGGUGCCGCUGCACGAAAGGGAAUGCAGAUGCUAGAAGCCCUGGACCAGAAGCAGCCGGGAGAUAUUGCCAAGGGCUGUAAGGUCAUCAUCGAUGUUCUUACACAAUGUAGUACCGCAGCUGGGAAGGACAUCCCGAUCAGGCUGGCAUUGGGUGCGGAUUCGUACGAGCUCAUCAGGGCCAAGUGCCAGGAGACGAUCACCCUCUUGGAUGGGUGGAAGGAUAUCUCAACUCCUACCAACCAUGAUGAUGUAGCUGGAAACCUGUAA
Messenger RNA from Paecilomyces variotii, 991 nucleotides. RefSeq names its product putative oxidoreductase,short chain dehydrogenase. Gene Ontology annotation, molecular function: oxidoreductase activity. Bases 122 to 991 code for a protein of 289 amino acids. NCBI's taxonomy places the organism in Eukaryota, Fungi, Ascomycota, Eurotiomycetes, Eurotiales, Thermoascaceae. The record is from RefSeq and is a predicted model, not a curated record. The transcript is spliced from 2 exons.